AUGACAAGUAGAAUUGAUUCUGGAUUAUUAUUUAUUGCAGCAAAUGAUAUUGAUAAUAAUAAUACAUCAGUCAUUUUGAUUUAUAAACCUAGAUAAUCUUUAAGAGAUUCUUUAAUCAAAGUGAUGAUACCAAAAAGACAGAAAUUAUAUAUUUUUGAAUCUUAAAUGGCUGCUGGAGGAUUUAAUCAUUAAAUCUUUUAUUUAAAUGAUGGAGACGAGCAUAAUUUGGAAUGGAUUGACAAAUAGAAUGGAUUGACAAAUAUUAUUAUUAUUAAGUAGCUCCAAAUUAUGAGACAAAUUAAUGGGUGAAUAAAUUUAGAUUAAAUGUAAGUAUAUCAAAUUUAAAAUAAAAUCCAAUUAUUGAAUUAAGUUAAGCUAUAGUUUUAUAUCAAACAAAAUCUUAAAUAAAGUUUAUUUAGACUAAUUUGAAUAUUACAAAUUAAAAGUGGAUUAAAGAUGAAAUUAUAUUAAAUAUGGUAGGAACAAUAUUUGAUUAUUUAUUGUAAUGUUAACAAUGUGGUUAAGGUAAAAAUGUUAAUAUAAUCUAACCAUUAACAUUAUUUAAAUAAGAAUAUGGAGAUGAUUUAAAUGUAGUUGAUUAGAUUGAAUGUGGAGGAUAAUAUAGUCUAAGAAUAUUAUUAGUAUCUAAAUCAAAUUUAUAAGCAAUUAGAAUUUAUAAUAGUACAAAUUCAUUUUUUAAAUCUAUUGUAAUUUCUAAUUAAACUAAUUAUAAAUGUGAGAAAGUCUUAAAAUAUUUAAAUCAUAUGAUUGUAGCAUGUCGUAAUUCAUAAAAUUACUAAAUGGUAACAAUUUGGUGUGAUAAUGAAACUUCAUGUGGCAAUGUAAUUAAAUAUUCAGAUUUAACAACAAAUGUCAAAAAUAUUUAUUCAAUGAAUUUUGAUUAUAAAUACUUAAUUGUAGUAGAUGCUCAUCCUAAAAAUCUUAAAAGUAUGGAUACUUAUUUACGUCUAUUUCUUGUGACUUUUGAUGAUAUUAAACAUACAGUUACUUAUUCUUAAACAUAAUCAAUAAAUACAGUUUAAUAAUAUGGUGAAUAUUUAGUUAAAGCUUUAUUACAUCAUCGUCCCAAUUAUAGUGUAAAUACAUAUAUUCUUGGAUUAAUGUCUAAUGGAGCUUUAAAAAUAUAUAAUAGUUCAUUGGCACUUAAAGUUAGUACUAUAAAUAUAUAUACAGAAAUCAUUAAUAAUGGUGGAGAAAUCAUUUAGAAAGAAUUUAAUGACUUUUUUUUUACUGAAAUUCCUACAUAUUCUGUAAAUAUUUCAACUAUUCAUUUACUUUUUACAUCUUAAUCUUUGAAUUAUAAAUUUAAUUUAGUUUAUGAUACAGAUAAUUAUAAAUUAAAAUCAAUCGCAUAUAAUUAUGCUUUAAGUCGAUAUUAUGAUGCACAAACAUUACCAGGAAUGUGGAUUGAUUAAUAUAAAAACAUUGCUUCAAUUCCAUACAGAGUUAAUGAUAAAAAAGUAUUUCUAUUUUUUUAAUUACCUGAUAAUUCUGUAAAUGAUAAAAGGAUUGUAUAUUCAUAUGGUGGAAUAUCUGAAUACCAUGAUUUUACUUAUACAGAUUAAGUAUCUUGUACAAUAUAAAAAAAUGUAAAUAAUUAAAUCUAUAUAGGUUGUUAUUUUAGGAGUUAAUUCUAAAUAUGAAUCAAAUAUGUUUUAUAUAAAAUAUUAUGAUUUACAAUUAAAAUAUACUAUGAUAAUAGAUAAUUCAGGUGGCAAUCUAUAGAAUUAAGUAGGUUCACUAGAAUUAUCAAAUACCAUAUGUUCAGAAUAACUUUAAUUUAAUAUCAGAAUAAAAGAAUCUGAUUAGAGAAAAGAAAAUUCAAUCAAAUGA
Paramecium pentaurelia is the source of this 1854-nucleotide messenger RNA. The record is from the annotation of a GenBank genome assembly. NCBI's taxonomy places the organism in Eukaryota, Ciliophora, Oligohymenophorea, Peniculida, Parameciidae.